UUAAGCGAUGGUCGUAGGUCUUAAGAUUUUUUUAAAAAAAAUAUGGAAAUUGAUGAUAUAUUUAAGAGACCAGAACCUGUUUUAAAGAAGAGGAAAAUUUCACCUAUUAAUCCAGUAGAAACAUAUAAAAAUAUCCAAAAUACUUAUAUUGAAGAAAAUGGUGAAAAUAAUGGAGAAUUUAAAGAUAAAUAUGAUGGAGGAGUAUCUGGAGAAGUUGAUGAAGAGGAUGAGCGUUUUUUUGGGGGUGGAUUAACUAAAGAACAAGAGGAAAUAUUGAAUUUUAUUGAUGAGAAUGAUAAAAAUGAGCCUAUUGAAGAAGAACAAAUUAGUGCAUCUUCUCUUAAAAAAAUGGUUAUUAAGCUUGAAAAGGCUAUUACAAAAAAUCAAGAGUUACGAAUGAAAUAUUCAGAAAAUCCAGAAAAAUUUAUUUCUUCUGAAGCGGAUUUAGAUUCUGAAAUUAAAGCUCUUUCUGUACUUUCAGGGUAUCCAGAGUUAUAUUCGGAAAUAUUAGGUUCAGGAUGUUAUAAAUCAUUGAUUGGUCUUUUGUCUCAUGAAAAUGCGGAUAUUGCUAUAAGUGUAUUGGAAUUACUUGAUGAAUUGAUAGAUGAUGAUGUUGAUCAUAAUGAAGAUGAAAUGAAAUCGUUAAUAAGUUCAAUGAUAGAAGCUCAAUUAUUUAAUGCUUUAGUAGAUAAUUUGACACGUUUUAAUGAGUCUAAUGAGUCAGAUAGACGUGGUGUAUUUCUUGUUUUGAGUAUUCUUGAGAAUAUUUCGUCAUUUUCUCAUACUUUUUCUGAAAAUGUUGUUCGUUCUACGAAUAUUUUAGAAUGGUUGCUUCAAAGACUUCAAGUAAAAGAAUUUCCUAUUUCCCAAAAUAAGCAAUAUGUUGCAGAAUUAUUGGCUAUUUAUACAUCAUCAAGUUCUUUUAUUCGGAAAAAAAUUAUUGAUUUGAAUAGCGUUGAUAUAUUGUUACAUAUUCUGAGUCCUUAUCGUAAAAGAGACCCUGUAAAAGAUAUUGAGGAAGAAUUUGUAGAAAAUGUUUUCGAUUGUUUAUGUUCUCUUUUAGAAGAACAGGAAGGAAAAGAAAAAUUUGUUGAUGCAGAGGGUGUUGAGUUAUGUUUAAUAAUGUUAAGACAUGGGAAAAUUACUAAGUAUCGCAGUUUAAAGGUUUUAGACCAUGCCCUUGGAGGGUUUCAUGGUAUGUCUUGUUGUGAAAGACUUGUUGAGGCUGCUGGGCUAAAAAAUAUUUUUUCUAUUUUUAUGAAAAAGCCAAUUCUUAAGGUUACAGAAUAUUUAUUAGGAAUAUUUUUAUCUCUUCUUCGAUUAUUGCCUAUAGAUUCUACACCUCGUAUUCGAACAUUAGCAAAAUUUGUUGAAAAAGAUUAUGAAAAAGUAUUAAGAUUAAUGGAAUUAAGGAAAUUAUAUAAAUCUCGUGUUGAUUCUGCUAAUCAGAAAAUGAUGGAAGAGCUUAAGGGACUUAGUCAAGAUGAAAGGAUAGAAAAGGAAUCUGGGAUUUAUUUUGAUUUAAUAGAUGUUGGACUUUAUUCUUUACAAGUAAUAGAUUUAAUUUUAGCAUGGUUAUGUAUAGAGGAUGUAGGAAUAAAAAAAAAGGUACAAGAGCUAUUAGAAAUAGAGGGACAAGAUAUAUCAUCUAUUAAAGCUGUUCUUCAGGAAUAUUUAAAUAAUAUGCAGAUUGAGGAUUCUGAAAGCGAUAAAUCAAAUAACGUUAUGGAAGAAAUAGAAAUGGUAAAAACAUUAUUAACUCUUUUGCAUUAGAAUUUUACUAUUAUUCAAUGAAAAAAUUAAUAUUUGUAAUAAAU
Molecule: messenger RNA, 1817 nt
Organism: Pneumocystis carinii B80
Lineage: Eukaryota; Fungi; Ascomycota; Pneumocystomycetes; Pneumocystales; Pneumocystaceae
Exons: 9
Coding region: 43-1773 (576 amino acids)
Cellular component (GO): spliceosomal complex
Source: RefSeq, a predicted model, not a curated record